AUGACUGUCUCCAAGGCAUCACAUUCUUCUUCUAACUCUACCAAAUCAACUUAUUCCGAUGAUAAUUUAGACACUGCUUCUGAUUGGGAAACAGGAAAAAGCCGACCUAUUACUAUUUCCUCGAAUGCUAACGCUCUUCAUGGCGAUCAAUUAAAAGCAGAUCUGCAGUUCAAGAAAAAAUGUAUCCUGUGGGUGCACGAGGAAGGUUUUUCUAGAGAUGAUGUUGUUUUAAACGUGGAAUUAUUCCGAAAUAUCAACCCGGGCGACCUUCUGACUAUCCUACCUUGGAAGAGUCCCUUUGCAAAUCAUAUCAAAGCAACGUUAAAUAAAUAUGUUGUUACAGAGCCGGUAAGGGAGCAAGCAGCAUCUUCGAAUCCAAGCAGCUUGAAAGGAACAGAAAAAUGUAAUAAAACACUCGAUUUUGAUAUCGGAAACCAAUUCAUUUUCGUUGUUAAAGAUACCCCUAAAGACAUUAAAUCGGACCUACAAAUUUCGGUUUCAAAGCAUGUAGCUGACCUAUUUAAUUUAAAGCAUCGCUCCAAUGUUCUUGUUACAUCGGCUGACGCAAACGACAGUUCUGCAUCGCAUGUGGAGUUAUCCUUUAAAGACGAGUAUUUAGCUCGUUCUGACAUGUGGAGAUUAACUGUAAGCGAAUUAAGCGGUAAAACAGUUUAUCAUGGACAGAAAGUUCUUUUUAUGGGUUCUAUAAAAGCCCAAGUGACAGCAAUACAUAGGGACAAUCGGAAAGUACAGUCUGCUUACUUUUCUAUAGACACUAAGCCAAUAUUCAGAAGCUGCUCUGCGCGUUACACUUUAUUUAUACAGAUGUCACGAGAGAUGUGGGACUUUGACUAUGAAGGUUCUGGCGAAAUAAUGUUUAACCAAGUUAUUAAUGGUUUCUUACCUGGUCUUUUUAAAAGAUGGGCGGCUCUGAAGUUUGAACAUCUCGUUAGCAUCGUACUUUUUGCGAGAGUAGAGUAUGAUACAGGUAUUACUCAGGGACUAGCUUCGGAAACGCACAGUGAUUCAUUUUACACUGGCAUUCAGCCAAGUGGCAGCAGAAGACCAUAUAAAGACUUUUACAGAGUCGUGGUUUAUGAGAUGUCAUCAGGAUCAUGGACCACGAUCCUCUAUCAACUUAAGCUUGAGUUCAAGUUCUUCCGCAAAGACAUUUUAACGCAUCAUCUUAAAUCUUAUAUUUCUGUGUCUAAAAAAACCUCAGGCAGAAUUUCAAAUGGAGCAUCUAGCCCUCGUAUCGAGGCCGAGUCUUCACUUGCGAUGUAUGGUAACUUACUGGAGGCCAUUAAUCUUAGCUGCUCACAAUUUUCCUACGAAAAUAUUGAUCGGGAUCUGAUGAGAACAGGCGUUUCUAUUUUAUUUAUUACCCCUUGCGCCGGUCUUUUUGAAGUUGAUUUUCAAAUUUUGAAGAUGACAGCAGAAAUGCUUUCUGAAAAUAGCAUUAGCAUAGAAUUAGUAUGCCUACCAAGGAUGCCGUUGCACUUGACGCCUUUAUUCCGAUAUAGGAAUCCUAAAUAUGAUAUGUUUUUUGAAUCUCUGCGCUUGAAGACAAUCCGAAAUGAACGCAACACGCUUGGAGAGCAUGGUAUCUUUUCUAGCAGCUUCUCUUCGAUUGAAGGUUCUUUCUCCCCAUCUAAGCCCUCAAGGACAUUUAGGAACCUGCGUAUUGAUUCUUCUGCAACUAAACCUCCCGAGGAAUGGGUUUACGCCAAACCUAGUUGGAUAAAUAUAUCGUUUUGGACUGGUCCCUCAUAUAAUGAAGAUUUUUCUAAAGUUACAGAUCAACUGAACUCGAAGAAUCUUUGUGGCAUAAUGCCUAAAAGAGCUAGCGACUUUGCGGUUCGCUGUAAAAUGUAUGAGAUGGAAAUGACUGGAACCAUGGAAAGCAUCCUAACAGAAAUUUCGAUUAGCCCAUUAGAUUUCGAUCCUCUAUUUUCUCAAAUAGUGAGUCGGCCGCGCCAGAAAGUUCUAGGUAAAAUUAUCAGGAAAAAACCUUUCAGAGGCUUAUCUGAGCUGAGCUUUAGCCCUUCCAGGGCUCUGCUAGGUCGACAGACAUCGCAGGAGAAGAAUUUUCAACAAAUUUUCGAAAAUUAUGAUACCUUAGUAUCACAGGCACCUAGAGGACAAUCGAGUAUACUAGAAAGGGAAGAUAUAAGAAGACAGGUUAAACACGAGAGCACCGGAAUUCUUCAUGAUCUGACCACCACUGGCUCAGAUCUUAUCUAUACACCUGGUUUAGGUAGAGGUAGUGGCUCUAACGUACCAUAUACGGCAUCAAAUCAAAAAACCAAGAGAAAAAAACAGCGUUAUUUCACAAAUUAUGAUGAGCAAGAAGCCCGGAAAUUUGCGAAAGAUAAUUUUUUGAUCAAUAACAGUACUUCUAUGGCUAAUUCCAAAACAUAUCUGACAAAACAUUCAAAACCAGACCGCCAGAUCAGCCUAGGCAUGCAUGGGUUUGGAAUUGCAUCACCCAAAGCUGUAAUUGCUAAGCCACAAACAGAACACGCGAAUGCUUCUAAACCACGCUCGUCCUCAAAGUCUUCAAAGAAUAUGGAAAACAUGUUAAUUAAUAGUAGCUUUUUGCCACACAAUCUUUCUUUUAAGAGCCUAUCCGCCUUUGAGAUACCAUCAUCUAGAAGCAAAGAGCCUCAAUAUAGACCCAAUUCAAACCCAAAAUUUAUGUCAGAUAGCUGGAAUCUGAAAAAAAUACCACUAGUAAGACCAAUGACUAUUAAAGGUUCAACCGAGUCACCUUUUUCAAAUCAUCAACAUGAACCACAAUUAGGUCGAGAGUCAUCUUUUCACAACUCAUAUCGAAAUUUAGAUUUUGAAUCUUUUGAUGCUGUUAAAUCUUUUAAGGAAUACGAGACUCAAAGGCCAAACAACCCAAAAUUGAUUAUUAGCUCUUUCUCAGAACUAAACUCAACCUUAUCACCAACUUCAGCCCUUUUACCGUGCCCAACUAUUCUAAAUCCCUCUAAUCUAUCUAUAGAAUCCAUGAGCGAUUUAUAUCAUUACAAACAGUGGCAACAUACACCCUCACGAUUUAUGCAGAAGCAGCCAGUUAAGUGGAAAUCCCUAAGCUCUCCUGCUUCUAUCCCAUUAACAACUGAUGCAUUCCCUACAAAGUAUCAAUUAGACACAGAUUAUCAGCAAAAACCAUAUAAUAUUUCUCAGAAUUUGGACGAUGAUUUCAAUGAGGCACCAAAAAAAAGAGAGGGCUUAAUAAGAGAACUUGUCGGGCUUCGUCUUUCGCAGGGAUUUCAGAUAGUUACUGGCCCUUUAGUUGCCGAAGCUUUUGGACAAAAGGCCCUAAAAAUGGCGAGCGUAUUUGAUCAGAAUCAAAUUGCAGAAGAUGGGGUAAGCAUCUAUAUGUCGAUGGGUAGUACAAUUCAUCAGUUAUCUUGCGUUAAUGACGGCGAGGUUGAGAUAAAUAUAUUUGUUCGAAAACCAAAUCAGUCAAGUUUAUCUAAUCAAGGUCUUGUCUAUAAUCCCGCUAUUCGUACAAGCUUUGCUCAAACAUACGAAUCUCAAUCUCUUACUCUUGGCAAAAGAAAAGAUGAUUAUAAUUGGAACUACGUUGAUGCCUUCCUAGGAGGCUACAACGAAGAUAUGUCAGAUAAGCUUCGCUUUUGGUGUGCCCGUUUUGUGCUUAUACCAGUUGAAAGGCCUUCGCAUGCAAUUAGGCGUCAGGGAGAAGACAGUGAAGAAGAGAUUCGACUCGAAGGAAUCAAGAGACUAACUCAAAUGUGGCAGAGACAUAGGGUUUUGACUCCAAAUGAAAGUCGCUUUCAAACUUCAUCAUUUCGAAAAACCAAAGAUCCAAAUCCAUUGGACAUCGUUUACAAAACUGAGGACCCAUCUAACGUUGUCACCGCAGAGCUUGAGACACUUCCCUUGGUCGAAGUUGGAGAUUUAAAUAUGCGAAAAAGCCAGUUGCUUGAGACUGAGCGUUUUAAAAAGUCAAAAUUAGAUAUUGCUGCACUAGCCGAAGCUAUCCAGGCUCCUGUUGAAAAAGGCGGAGUUCGAAUGCAAAAUCGGAGGUGGCACCUGCGACUUCAUCAUAAUUGUUUUAUUGGAUCAGAUAUGGCUACUUGGCUGAUAGAUAACUUUGAGGAUAUUGAAACCAGGGAAGAAGCUGUUGAACUGGGAAAUAAACUAAUGUUAAGGGAGGAGCUUCUGAGAUCCAGGGAUAAGGAUAAAGAGAAAGAGAUGGGGUUAUUUGUUCAUGUCGAGAAACGGCAUUUGUUCCGAGACGGGCAAUAUUUUUAUCAGCUCACCGGCGAGUUUGCCAAACAAGUCCCCGAUAACCGUAGUGGAUGGUUUUCCUCAAAAAGGCGUGAUACUUCAAUUCCACCCACACCGCUAGGGGAAUGUAUGUGGAGAGAUGCUCAGAGGUCAGAACAAUCGCGGACAAGUUCUAAUUACGACGAAAAAUGCUCCCCAUGUAGCUCAAUAACUCAGACGUUUUCAUGUGGUGGAAAGAGACCUCGUGUGUUUUUAAGUAAAGUCAUGAAAUAUGAUGUUGAUCACCGCAAACGUUCAUAUCGUCCCGAGAUCAUUAAUCUUCAUUAUGACCGCCUCCACAAUCCUGAUAAUUGCUAUCAUAUACGAAUUGACUGGAUGGGUGUUACUGCUAAGCUUAUCAAAGAUGCCAUCGAAUCUUGGGCUACAGUGGCGGAUCGUUAUGGGCUUAGACUUGUUGAAGUACCCAUCGGUGAGGCUCAAAAAAUAAACUCUGUGAAUCCUUUCAGACGACCUUACCAUAUGGAACUUGUUGUCCAACCCCCAAAUCAACAGCUAAGAAGUCUCAUGGACAUAAACUGUCUCUCAUCUCCAUCUAACUCAACUCCAUCAAGCCGGAACUUCUACCAAAAGUCCAUUUUAAAGAAGUUUAAUUUUGUCCUGGAUAUCGAGGCCGCUAAAAACUUUCCAAGUAAUGUGGAUGUUCUUCAUUCUUGGGGCAAACCAGACUAUCAAUAUUCGCAGUACAUUCAUCGAUCUGGAGUCAUGCUAGCUCAAAUUACUGAUGAAGGAAACUUCCUGCUUCUAGCGAACCGGGUUUACAGUAAUAAAACUGUUACGCCUAAAGAUGAAGGUCAAAUUACCUUUAGACAGGUCGAUAAUAGCACACCUCGAUCUAUUUUAAACGAGCUGCAAGUAUUUUGUAAUGACGGAGAGGCCUUGAAAACAUUUUACCAGGAUGUGUACGACAGAAUGUAUGCUCCUUUCGCCAACACUUCACCUUGCUUUCGAAGCACGAGCGAGGGUCUUCAUGAUUACAAUAUCUCGACUCUACGCCUACCACCAAGCCUAGUUGUUCGAAACAGUGGGUCAAAUUCACGUACCACUGAUACGGCCCCGGUGACAUCUUCUCAUUACACUUCUCAAAGUAAUACGGGUGAUUGGACGGAAAAUGAUAGUUCUGAGGACUUCAGUAGCUCAGAUACCGACUCAUCUGGAAUGUAG
Messenger RNA from Blumeria graminis f. sp. triticale, 5487 nucleotides. Lineage: Eukaryota; Fungi; Ascomycota; Leotiomycetes; Helotiales; Erysiphaceae. The record is from the annotation of a GenBank genome assembly.